AUGGCCGUCUCGGAAUCAAUCCCCGCCCCCAGCAAUAGCAGCGCAGUUCAGGAUGCGCCGAAGCCGGAGCCGGUACCAGGAAAGAAGCUGCAUGGGAGGGAAUUUUACAAGAGCAUAGGCUCCCCGAAAUACAUAGUUGCGCCCAUGGUCGACCGGUCUGAAUUUGCAUGGCGCAUGCUCACUCGCUCCUUCAUGCCUCCAGAAGAAAGCAAAUUGCUUCUCGCAUACUCCCCAAUGUUCCACGCUCGUUUAUUCCGUGAAGAGGCCGGCUACCGCGCAAAAAUGUUCCAGCCCACCCGCGCUCAUGCCGGCCGCAAAGGCGAUGACUCGAUAUACCUCGACGGGAACCCUGCAAUUGAUCGCCCGUUCUUUGUACAGUUCUGCGCGAACAACCCCGAUGAUUUUCUCGAAUCAGCGCGCCUUGCAGCGCCUUACUGUGACGCCGUCGACCUCAAUCUAGGCUGCCCACAGGGCAUCGCGCGAAAAGGCCAUUAUGGAGCUUUCUUACAAGAGGACUGGGAUUUGAUAUAUAGAUUAAUCAACCGACUACAUAAAGAACUUCCGAUUCCGGUCACAGCAAAAUUCAGAAUCCAGGAAUCAAAGGAGAAAACAUUGGAAUAUGCAAAGAUGAUUCUAUCAGCGGGCGCGAGUAUAAUUACACUCCACGGGCGGACAAGGGAACAGAAAGGUCAUAAUACCGGAUUGGCUGAUUGGAGUUAUAUCCGGUAUCUUCGGGAUCACCUGCCACCGGAGACCGUCAUCUUCGCCAACGGUAACAAUCUGAACUAUGACGACGUGCAACGGUGCCUCGAAGCGACGGGAGCGGAUGGUGUGAUGAGUGCUGAGGGCAAUCUGAGCGACCCAUCCAUCUUCAGCAAGCCCCCUCCAGUUGGCAGCGAGGGAAGGGAAUACUGGCGAGGCAGAGACGGCAAGGGAGGAUAUCGCAUCGACGCAGUAUUCCGCCGCUACCUGGAUAUCAUUUACAAAUAUGUUCUCGAGAAGCCGGCCCCUGAACGAAAACCUCUCUACUUGCCGUCGGAUCCGGAGGAAGAGCACAUUACAGAGUCAGACCCAGAUGAGGAGGAAGGCCCACAAAGGAAGAAGCAGAAACGGGGGAAGACAGAAACCUACCCCAAUAGCCCCAACCUCAAAUUCAUGCAGGCCCAUCUCUUUCAGCUCUUUCGGCCUUUGAUCUCGACACACACGAAUGUUAGGGACGCUCUUGCGAAAUCAGGGCCUCAUGAUAUGGCAACCUUCGAGCGAACACUGUCCAUUCUCGAACGGGAGGUCAAGAAAGGUCUCAAGGAAUACGAACAAUUCCCAGAGCGCUUCGAAUCCAAGCCAGACCCAAGUCUAACUGGUUCUAAGGCCAUCAUUGCUGAAUACGGUCGACCGUUCUGGGUCUGUCAACCACACAUUCGUCCAACACCAGAGGAGGCUCUGGAAGCAGGCGCGCUUCAAGAGAAGAAGGGUGAGAAGAAGAAAAAGCAAGAGAAUGGCGAGGCUCUAGACAAGGUUGCUACCUCGGUUAAGUCUCCUACGGAAUCCGUCAACACACCGACGACAGCAGCAAAAGAUGCGUUGCUGAGUGGUUGA
This is a messenger RNA of Aspergillus calidoustus, 1596 nucleotides long. NCBI's taxonomy places the organism in Eukaryota, Fungi, Ascomycota, Eurotiomycetes, Eurotiales, Aspergillaceae. The record is from the annotation of a GenBank genome assembly.